UUUAAAGAAUUACACCAAUGAGCGACAAAGUAAUUUUAACUUUCCAUUUAAACUUUUGCUAAAAGGAAAGCCAAUUUUUUAAAUUAAAAAACAAAGAUUAUACUUACUAGAAAUCUAAUCUCGUUGUUUUCUCACAGACUGGAGGAGAGAAUAGAGAGAGAAAAAAGCUCAAAGCAAGAACUCAGGAGAGAUCUUCAGCCCAAAAUUGCUCUCUCCCGCUCUUGAUUUCUUCUUCUCUAGAUCUGCAAUUUUAUUUCAAAAAUAAAUUUUUGUUGUUGUUGUUGUUGUUGUUAUUAUUAUUAUUAUUAUUAUUAUUAUUAUUCGUGAUUGAAAAGAAAAAUGCUUGAUUCCUUUUCAUGUUAUUAGAUUAUAGUCGUCAGAUCCUUGUUCAAAAUCAACGCUUUUUUUUUCAGAAAAGCGGUCGAUAUUGACGAAAAUUCCAAAUUAAUUGAAGAAAUUGAAAAAAGGGGUUUUGUUUAGUCGUAGUAUGUGAGUGUGGGGAUGGGGUCAGGCAAAGGCGCGACGUGUUCUUCUCAACAAAUGGAUACGUCGAUUGAAGAUCUUCGUGAGAGACAUCGGCAAGAAUUAGAAAAUUUAACAUUGACAACACAGCCCUUCAAAACAUUAAGGCUUUUCAUUCUGGCUAUCUUUCAAUAUUGUAAGCAAUCAGUAUUAUAUCUUUUGGCAAAGGGUGGUUGGCUUAUGCUUUUAAGCUCUCUAGUAGCAGCUCUUGGAAUUUUGCUUAUGACUAUUGAGGGCCCUCAUGAAAAGCAUGUCCAGGAAGCAUCUCGGUAUGUUCAGUUUGGAUUAUGGUGGAUUGCACUUGGUGUUGCAUCUUCAAUUGGUCUUGGAUCUGGUCUGCACACUUUUGUCCUUUAUUUGGGUCCUCAUAUUGCCUUGUUUACAAUAAAAGCCAUGCAAUGUGGACGAAUAGACCUGAAAAGUGCUCCAUAUGAUACGAUACAGUUGAAGACAGUUCCUUCUUGGCUGGACAAAUCCUGUGGAGAGUUUGGGCCCCCAUCGUUUUCAUCAUCACAUGGGUCAAGGGUUCCUAUUAGCAGCAUCCUGCCGCAGGUGCAGAUGGAGGCUAUCUUGUGGGGUAUCGGGACUGCACUUGGAGAGCUUCCUCCUUACUUUAUCUCAAGGGCAGCUAGUCUAUCAGGUAGCAAAUUUGAUGCCCUGGAAGAAUUAAAUUCUUCCUCAAGUGAGGAUAAUGGAGUCAUUGCUACUCACCUAAAACAGAUCAAACACUGGCUGUUAUCCCACUCCCAACAUUUGAACUUCUUCACCAUUUUAGUGCUUGCCUCGGUCCCAAAUCCUUUAUUUGACCUUGCUGGCAUCAUGUGUGGACAGUUUGGGAUUCCAUUCUGGAAGUUCUUUCUCGCAACAUUGAUUGGAAAGGCAAUUAUUAAAACUCACAUACAGACGGUUUUUAUUAUCUCUGUCUGUAAUAAUCAACUCCUGGACUGGAUAGAGAAUGAAUUGAUUUGGGUGCUUAGCCUCAUACCUGGAUUGGAUGCUUUCUUGCCCACACUCACAGCAAAACUCCAUGCAGUCAAAGAGAAGUACCUGGCCACCCCACGUACCAUGCCUUCAAAUAUUAAGGAGAAGUGGGAUUUUUCGUUUGCUUUGAUCUGGAACAUUGUUGUCUGGCUUAUGCUCAUAAACUUCUUUGUCAAGAUUGUCAAUGCAACUGCUCAGAGGUAUCUGAAGAAGCAGCAGGAUAAGCAGCUAGAGGAGAAGUUACCUGCUUCGACACGAUCAGAUUAGGAGUUUGACUGUUUUUGUUUCGAUGAAGUGGCUACACUGCUCCGCAUCGUCCUUUUUUUUUUUCUUUGUUUGCAAGUAGCGUAAGUGAACUACAAGUUAAUGCUCAUUCAUAAAUUACCAUUGAAGUUACUUCCAUGUUAGAACUUGUAUAGAAAAAAAUAGGAACACGGACAGAACACAGACAAGAGAAGCUACAGGUUAUCUAUCCUGUCCUGUGUAAUGCUGGGGAAAUCAUUGUUUCGGGCUGUUCUUCUGCCAUUAUUAAGUACUGUUUGAGGUGGGAAAUUUGGAAUCUCGUUAUUCUUUGGCAAUCCAAGAAAAACUAUCUGCCUUCCCUUAAACUCCCAGCUUUGCGUUCUAUCUCCAGUCAUUAUUGCAUUAUAUGCGUAUGAAAGAUUUUCCUGAUUAUUGCUUCCAAGUUCUAGAAAAUCAUUAUUCAAUUUGCAUUAGUGGGGAUAUGGUAGGCAUCUGGCUUCCACUUUAAGCUUUUAAUAAUACUCAAAAUGUUGUAAGAAAAAAUAGCAUGAUGUCAUCAAUAUUGUCAUUUAUACAAUAAAUUUCAACUUUUAACUGAAUUUUAAGUAAUAAAAUAACAGACAGACAACAUUGAAAACAUUGGAGUUUGUGUGUGCUUGACUCUGAACUCUGGUCUUUAGCCUUACAAGGUAAUAAACUAACGUUAAUCUGGGAGUUGAUUAAC
This is a messenger RNA of Durio zibethinus, 2470 nucleotides long. Its product is annotated as vacuole membrane protein KMS1-like. NCBI's taxonomy places the organism in Eukaryota, Viridiplantae, Streptophyta, Magnoliopsida, Malvales, Malvaceae. The record is from RefSeq and is a predicted model, not a curated record.